AUGCCCCGAGCGGGGAGCCGUCGGCCGUUACUCGGCUUCCCCGCCUCUUCGCGUGGUCCGGCUGAGCUGUUGUUUCUCUCUUCAGUCAGAAUCAUAACUGAACUCUGUGAAGAGAUGCCCUGGAAAGUCCUCUUUUUUGUAACCGGCUCUUUGGCAAUACCAGCUCCUUCCAUUUCCCAGACCCCUCCGUACCCUAGCAACCCCGGGGAUCCCAUCCACCUUCAAUGUGUGGCCCCCCCUGGCUUCCAGGAGGCUGAGUUCUCACUCUUCCAUGGAGAUGAGGUGGUACAGACACUGCAGGCACAAGCAGCCCAGCAGGGAGUGGUUUUCACAGUGACCAACGUGAGCGAAGGCCUUAUAGCACAGUACCGAUGUCAGUACAGUGUGAUGGGUGAGGUUGCCAAGCAGUUCUCAGACUUGAGCAAGCCGGUGAAUGUGACCUUUCCAGUUAACGGGCUGCCAACCACAACCCUACCAACUCCUCCAAGUAGAGUGGAUCCACGGGGAAAGAAAGUGGCUUCUUGGAUCACACCACUCUCCCUGGGCCUGGCUGGAGCAUUCAUCCUCAUUGUGGUGCUGGUUGUGGGCAUUCUAAUGAUUAGACGAGUCACCAAACUUCAGAAAAAAAGAGAGCAAGAAUCCUGCUGGACCAAGAUAAACUAUACUACUUCAGAUAUGUCUUUUGAUAACUCCCUGUUCUCCAUUUCAAUGAAAAUGACCCCAGAAGACAUGGAUACUCAUGGCACAUUUACCAGCUCAACUGUGGCUCCAGAAUCCUUUGUACCCAGAAAGAGACCCACAUCUACUUCUUCCAUUCCUGAGCUACCCGAAUUCAGCACCUUCAGGUCCUUCGAAUGAACCUAUCCCCUGGCUCCAGAACCCUUGUAUCCGGGAAGAAGCCCUCAGCUACUUAUUCCAUUCCUGGACUCCCUGAAUUCAGCACCUUCAGUUCUUUUUAUUGAACCUGUCCCCUGCUGUGAGACUAAGAGGUUGCAUUUUUCCUUCCCCUUCUUUUGCAUUCUUCCCCAGACUUGUCAGUUUCCAGGCUGGGUUCUGAAGAAGUCUGGGAAGGCCUGGCUCCUGUAUGUCUGACUCACCACCCCUUCAUCUUUCAUCCAGGGCCCCUAUGGGGGAAUACAACUACAGCCUCCCAAGAGA
Trichosurus vulpecula (common brushtail) is the source of this 1158-nucleotide messenger RNA. RefSeq names its product chromosome 1 C19orf38 homolog (gene C1H19orf38). Bases 1 to 858 code for a protein of 285 amino acids. Lineage: Eukaryota; Metazoa; Chordata; Mammalia; Diprotodontia; Phalangeridae. The transcript has 9 exons. The record is from RefSeq and is a predicted model, not a curated record.